Messenger RNA from Entelurus aequoreus (snake pipefish), 3199 nucleotides. RefSeq names its product pirin (gene pir). Gene Ontology annotation, molecular function: quercetin 2,3-dioxygenase activity. Lineage: Eukaryota; Metazoa; Chordata; Actinopteri; Syngnathiformes; Syngnathidae. Gene Ontology annotation, cellular component: nucleus. The record is from RefSeq and is a predicted model, not a curated record. Gene Ontology annotation, biological process: monocyte differentiation.
UGAUAAGCCAGUUAGCCACGCCCCCUGAGGAACUUCCGCAUUGUGAGCAGGUGGACCAACAACAACAACAACCACAAGUUGAAAACAUCACAAAACAAUCGCCUGGAUCCCCCAUCUUACACCUAAAGCAGCAUGAAGGUGAGAAAGGUGGAGAAAAGGGUGGACAGCGUGGAGCAGUCUGAAGGUGUGGGCGCCCGUGUCCGCAGAAGCAUCGGUCGGAAGGAGCUGCAAAACUUGGAUCCAUUUCUGAUGUUGGACGAGUUCCGCGUGAACAAGCCAGGUUUCCCAGACCACCCUCACCGAGGCUUUGAAACGGUGACCUACGUGUUGGAGGGGGUCCUGGCCCACGAGGACUUCUGCGGACACUCAGGGAGACUCCAGGCAGGAGAUCUGCAAUGGAUGACUGCAGGGCGGGGAGUGGUCCAUGCAGAAAUGUGCGCCUCUGAGGAGACCUUGGCGGGUCUGCAGCUGUGGGUCAACUUGGCCAAGAGAGACAAGAUGGUGGAACCUGCCUACCAGGAGCUGCUGGCCUCAGACAUACCCAAACCCUCCCAGGGAGGAGUCACUGUGGCCGUCAUCUCUGGAGAAGCCCUUGGCGUUAAGUCUCCGGUCUUCACCAGGACCCCGACCAUGUACCUGGACUUUGUGCUGCAGGCAGGAGCCCAGCACCAGCAGCCGGUCCCUGCAGGAUGGACCGCCUUCAUUUACACUUUAUCAGGAUCACUUCAUGUCGGCCCAGUUGAGUCGCAGCAGGAAGUAGCAGCUCAUCACACACUUUUGUUUGGAGAUGGAGAUUGUGUCAUGUUACACAACAAGGGGUCUGAGGUGUCACGGUUUGUUCUGGUGGCAGGAGAACCCAUAGGAGAAGCGGUGGUCCAGCACGGGCCGUUUGUGAUGAGCUCGCAGGAAGAGAUCCUGCAGGCUGUCAGAGACUACACCACUUAUUCGAAUGGCUUCCAACGUGCUCUCAAGUGGACAUCUAGCAUCUCACACUCCUCAUAGCACACCCAUGCGAUAUCAGGACUCAUACACACUUGUAUCAUUUAGUAGUGAAUGUUUGACCAAGUAAAACUAGUCAAACAGACAACAAUACUAACUAUGAAAAACAUAUUUAUUAUUAACUGUCUGGAAUGGACUUAUGCUGUCUUGAAGUUGAAGUGGAGUGGUUAUUAUUUUUUGUUUUGUGUGACAGCGAGUCACCACAAUCAUUUAUGAAGUUAAGCUAGUAAGUAGUAAGUUGAAUGAUGCGGACACGUUUGUUACUGGGUACUUUAGACUUUGUGUGUGUAGUAAUAUGUAACUAUAAUUAUUUGAUACUUGUUUAUAUUGACUAAUGUUUAAUUGUUCAAUGAUUAUGACCUACAGUAUGUCUAGCUUGUGUGCUUAGCUGUUGUGUAGCUGCUCGCUCCUAUAGCCUAGCAUGUUUACCUUUUGUAAAUGACUUUAGUCAAAUAGAAUAAAUGUUGUGUUUAUUGGACAACAUUUAGAUAUUGAUUUUUUUUUCUUCAAAUGAUGGUUUCAUUUUAACAAUAGUACAUCAUUUUUUUCCUCAUUAAAUUAUCACAUUUCAUUCCCACAAUUCUACAUUUUUAAUUUCAUUGUUUUAUUUUAUUAAUUCAACAAUAAGUCUCUUAGAAUAUCAUUAUCACUGGAGGAUGAGAACGAGCUAAACAUGCCACACUACACACCAUAGGAGGACAUGCUAACUGCUAAACUAGUGCGGACACAAAUAUCGACAGUAAUGAUACCAAGUAUAGUAUCAGUGUAUGGUCGAUAUUUUUUAUUUUCACAAAAUCGUUUUGGGUAUUGGGUUGAUAUCCAAAAUUCGUAGUAUCCCCCAAAACGUAUGUUAAGUAUCAAACAAGUGCUCAUCACAUUUGAACAGAAGUGUGGAUAAACAUGUUAAAACAGGAAGUAGACAAAUAUAAACAUGAUAAAACAGGAAGUAGACAAAUAUAAACAUGUUAAAACAGGAAGUAAACAAAUAUAAACAUGUUAAAACAGGAAGUAAACAAAUAUAAACAUGUUAAAACAGGAAUUAAACAAAUAUAAACAUGUUAAAACAGGAAGUUAACAAAUAUAAACAUGUUAAAACAGGAAGUAAACAAAUAUAAACAUGAUAAAACAGGAAGUAAACAAAUAUAAACAUGUUAAAACAGGAAUUAAACAAAUAUAAACAUGUUAAAACAGGAAGUUAACAAAUAUAAACAUGUUAAAACAGGAAGUAAACAAAUAUAAACAUGAUAAAACAGGAAGUAGACAAAUAUAAAUAUUUUAAAACAGGAAGUAGACUCAUAUUAACAUGUUAAAACAGGAAGUAGACACAUGUUAACAUGUUAAAACAGGAAGUAGACAAAUAUUAACAUGUUAAAACAGGAAGAAGACAAAUAUUAACACAUAAAAACAGGAAGUGAACAAAUAUGAAGAUGUUAAAACAGGAAGUAGACAAAUAUAAACAUGUUAAAACUGAAACUAAACAAAUAUUGACAUGUUAAAACAGAAAGUGAACAAAUAUUAACAUGUUAAAACAGGAAGUAGACAAAUAUAAACAUGUUAAAACAGGAAGAAGACAAAUAUUAACACGUUAAAACAGGAAGUAAACAAAUAUGAAAAUGUUAAAACAGGAAGUAAACAAAUAUAAACAUGUUAAAAGAGAAAGUGAACAAAUAUAAACAUGUUAAAACAGGAAGUAGACACAUAUAAACAUGUUAAAACAGGAAGUAGACACAUAUAAACAUGUUAAAACAGGAAGUAGACAAAUAUUCACAGUCAACGAACAAGUUAUCAACCGUCUGGAAUGGACUUAUGCUGUCUUUAAGUUGAAGUGGAGUGGUUAUUGUUUUUUUUGUUGUGACACCUAGUUACCAAAACAAUUUAUGAAGUCAAGCUGGUAAGUAGUAAGUUGAAUGAUGCGGACACGUUUGUUACGGGGUACUUUAUAACACUGCCUUGGAGACUUUGAAUGUGUAAGUAAAAUGUAACUAUAAUUAUUUAAUAAUUAUAGUUUAAUUGUUCAAUGAUUAUUACUUAUGUCUAGCUUGUGUGCUUAGCUGUCGUGUUGACUUAUUUUUUAAAUAUUUAUUAUUGUUGCAAUAUUAGUAACAUUCAUGAUUUUUUUUUCAUGAUUUCUGAUCGUUUGUGGGGGCACCAGAGGUACUUUUGUCUGUGUUUUUGUUUGUUCAUUAAAAUAUGGACUUUG